AUGAACAAAAAAAUCAAACAAAGCCACGCUAAAGGCUUAAAUCUUGCAAGAGCCCUUUCAAAUCCAGAGAUUUAUACAAAUGUUCAGCCAUCUGCUUCAAAACGCAGCCCUUCGACAUGAAGUAUUGAUACAAUUACCCCAGAUACAACCCCCACGUCUAAAGGCCCAACUAAGCCAGUCCACAUCUUGAAUUUACAAAUCCCAGUCAACAUUUCGCCUACUUCAAAGUGCAAAAGCACUCGAACCCCAAAAGUUUGCGAGCUUAACUUCCAUAAAUCAAACAGGAUUUUGCAAAAAGAAACCACGACAACCCGUAAUAAAGUAACUUCUGAGUAUUCGAAAACGGAAGAAAUUCUGAGGGUCAAAGAACAAAAUUCUAUGUUACAAAAAACAAUUCUAGAGCUGAUGGGAGAAAUUGAAAAAACUAAAAAAGAAAGCGAAAAAAUGAAGGAUGAUGAAAAAAGGAUGAAGGAAUUAACGUCACUGAUUAAAAAAAUUGCAAAAGAAAAUGAAGAAUUGAAAAAGAAAGGGAAAAUAGUUGGAAAAACUAAAAGACAUAUUGAAGAGAUGAUGGAUGGGUUUAAAGAGCAGUUUUCUAAAUAUUUGUCAGCAAGGGAAAGUGAAGGAUAA
Molecule: messenger RNA, 630 nt
Organism: Blepharisma stoltei
Lineage: Eukaryota; Ciliophora; Heterotrichea; Heterotrichida; Blepharismidae
Source: the annotation of a GenBank genome assembly